Messenger RNA from Brassica oleracea var. oleracea, 1288 nucleotides. RefSeq names its product floral homeotic protein APETALA 3. The record is from RefSeq and is a predicted model, not a curated record. NCBI's taxonomy places the organism in Eukaryota, Viridiplantae, Streptophyta, Magnoliopsida, Brassicales, Brassicaceae. Gene Ontology annotation, molecular function: RNA polymerase II cis-regulatory region sequence-specific DNA binding; protein dimerization activity; DNA-binding transcription factor activity, RNA polymerase II-specific. Gene Ontology annotation, biological process: positive regulation of transcription by RNA polymerase II. Bases 367 to 1065 code for a protein of 232 amino acids. Gene Ontology annotation, cellular component: nucleus. The transcript has 7 exons.
CGUAGAAACUUAACGGAGCUUUGUUAAUAAACAAACGGAAAGCAAACUAAGCCCGUUUAUAGCUUCGGUCCCCUCUUCCACCUAGAGACAAUUGAUUUUAAUUUAAGCAGUGUCUUGUGAUUAACCAUCAUAUAUGUCCAUUCCACUUACCAAAAAGGAAAGUUUAUCACUUAGUUUUCAUCAACUUCUGAACUUACCUUUCAUGGAUUCGGCAAUACCUUCUAUUUUUAGCAACUCAAGUUGGUCCUUUACUUCUUCAACUCUUUCUCUUUCACUUCUUUUUUCUUCUUCUUGUUAUUAUUAUAUCUCUUUGUCCUCUCCCCAAAUCUCUUCAACAAAAGAUAAACAGAAACUAAAAAAGAAAGAAUGGCGAGAGGGAAGAUCCAGAUCAAGAGGAUAGAGAACCAGACCAACCGACAAGUGACGUAUUCUAAGAGAAGAAAUGGUUUGUUCAAGAAAGCUCACGAGCUUACAGUUUUAUGUGAUGCUAGGGUUUCUAUUAUCAUGUUCUCUAGCUCUAACAAGCUUCAUGAGUUCAUUAGCCCUAACACCACAACAAAGGAGAUCAUAGAUCUGUACCAAACCGUUUCUGAUGUUGAUGUUUGGAGCGCUCACUAUGAGAGAAUGCAAGAAACCAAGAGGAAGCUGUUGGAGACAAAUAGAAAGCUCCGGACUCAGAUUAAGCAGAGGCUAGGUGAGUGUUUGGACGAACUUGAUAUUCAGGAGCUGCGUAGUCUUGAGGAAGAAAUGGAAAACACUUUCAAACUCGUUCGUGAGCGCAAGUUUAAAUCCCUUGGGAAUCAGAUCGAAACCACCAAGAAAAAGAACAAAAGUCAACAAGACAUACAAAAGAAUCUCAUACAUGAGCUGGAGCUAAGGGCAGAAGAUCCUCACUAUGGACUUGUGGACAAUGGAGGCGACUACGAUUCUGUUCUUGGGUAUCAAAUCGAAGGAUCACGUGCUUACGCUCUUCGUUAUCAUCAGAACCAGCAUCACCAUUACCCCAACCAUGCCCUUCAUGCACCAUCUGCCUCUGACAUCAUUACCUUCCACCUUCUCGAAUGAUUAAUGGUUAAAAAAGGUUGCUGGUGUUUGUCAUUAUCUACCUACUGAAUAACUACUUGAAAAGCAUAAGGCUGGUUCUACUACAACCAUAAACUAUCAUGUUGCUUAAUUAUGUAUUUCUUAAAACCUUAAGUAUGGAUUGUGUGAUCAAUAGCUUGCUGCUUUGACUUAUUGUGGAUUGAAACGUUUUCAACACUAUGUAUAAUAUUAUAUUGACUACCUC